AUGUUCUACAACACCUCCAUACUUGAAUACGAUGGGACAACAACUACAUUUGGAGUGGCGGAGACCAUACAGAGAACAUUGGAGAGAUAUUUUGUAAAGUUUAUUGCAAAUUCGACAACAUCCGCUUCUAAACCAACACCUUCUACACAUACACCUUAUGCACCAACACCUUAUGCACAUACACCUUAUGCACCAACACCUUCUAUGCAUACACCUUCUAUACUAAAACCUUUUGCUCAUAUACCUUCUACACCAACACCUUCUUCACAUACACCUUAUGCACCAACACCUUCUACACAUACACCUUAUGCACCAACACCUUCUGCACAUACACCUUAUGCACCAACAUCUUCUACGCAUACACCUUCUAUACUAACACCUUCUGCUCAUAUACCUUCUACACCAACACCUUCUUCACAUACACAUUCUACACCAACACUUUAUUCACCAACAAAAUUGAUCCAAUCUCCCUGA
Impatiens glandulifera is the source of this 474-nucleotide messenger RNA. Its product is annotated as extensin-like. The coding region runs from base 1 to 474 and encodes 157 amino acids. The transcript has 2 exons. Lineage: Eukaryota; Viridiplantae; Streptophyta; Magnoliopsida; Ericales; Balsaminaceae. The record is from RefSeq and is a predicted model, not a curated record.